AUGAUAGUAUGGCUAUCUUUUCAAGAACUCUUUGAAGAAAUCAACACCAUCAUCAAAGAGGGAGAAAUGAAAAUUGAUGGGGAAAACAUCAAGUUAGAGUUUUUUUCUUGGAGGAGAUUACAAGGUAGGCUAAUUGAUUCAAUUUGUAUAAAAGAUACAAGCAAAUGAACAGGAUUUCACUUCCUGUUCAUUUGCUUAUAUCUUUUAUACAAAUUGAAUCCACAACACCAGCACCCUCUCACCUUGUACAUGUAAUCAGGGGUGUAGGAAACAUCAAAAGAUUUGUUUCUUUGAGGGGCACUUUUGGAAUGAAAAGGGCACCUGAAAUUUUUCCAGAAAUGUUGGCGGGGGGACUGCAAUCAUACAAAAUACAAUCUGAACAAUAUUUUUCACAAAGGCAAAGGGCACUUUGCCACUGGUGAAAGGGCACUUUGUGUUUUCUGAAAACUUGGGGACCUUGCCCCCUGGUUAUUACGCCCUUGCAUGUAAUUAAUCUGAAGGCAAAACCAAUGUACAAAAUAUGAUUGUUGCUUGUUUUAGUUUUUGCUAGCAAUGUUGGGAAUGAAUACUGCCAACUCUAUAUAUGCUUGUAUAUAUUACAUGAUACACAAAGAUGAAAGGUGAGACCUAAAUGCACAAAAACUGUAUUACAGCAUAAAAAUGUUAAAUUUAUUUUUAUUUAAUACAGCCAUUAAUGCUAUGAUUUUAUAUAAUUCUAGAUGGGAUAUGAGCAAACCUGAGGACUACUACUGGGCAGAUGAGAUGAAGCGAACGCUACAGGACGUUAGGACAUGCUGUAAAAAGAAAAAGAAAAAGGAUAACUUUGACUGUAUUUUCUUUGACUGUAUUGUAACUCUUUUGAAUAUUCGAAUUGAAAAUGUUAGAGUAGAUGAACUCCACCUUUUGCUCAGAGUUACAGGUAGGUACACCUAAGGAAGGGAUUGGUUUAACCAAGGUGUAUAAAACCAAAUUUUCUCAGGGGGUAGUACUUUUGGCAGGGGGGGGGGGUAGACCCAAGCUCCCACUUCUGGCUAUACCUCUGUCUGUAACACAACUAAGCAUGUUUCUUAUCUGUUUAUUCUAUGCAGAUGGUUUGAGAAAAACAUGAUAACCAAUACUGUCCAAUGGGAUACAAGGGACGACAAGAACAAGAAUUCAAGUGAUCCCAAAUGGCUCCACCUAAAGGCUCUUGUUAAAGCUAUCAAUGAAUGUGGGAUUUCAUUCACGUUUUGGCAAAAGUUAGAUGGGACAGGGAAGAAAACGAGCGCAUAUGAUUCGCGAAGCUUGGUGGGUGAAGAGAAGAAGAAACUUUUGCAACGUUUGCCAGAGAAAUUCGACAAAGUUUAUUCCGCACGUAAACACGGCUUUUGA
Messenger RNA from Paramuricea clavata, 1371 nucleotides. NCBI's taxonomy places the organism in Eukaryota, Metazoa, Cnidaria, Anthozoa, Malacalcyonacea, Plexauridae. The record is from the annotation of a GenBank genome assembly.